AUGGAUGCUAACUGUGGAUGCAGCUAUGUGAAAUCGACCAUCUCAGACCUCUUGCAGAACAAAGUGGAUAUGUCCAAGCUAGUGAUCACGAAGGCCUUGUCGCAGAAGGAAUACGCGGCUAAGCAGGCUCACGUCGAGCUUGCCAAGCGCAUGACGAAGCGUGAUGCCGGAUCCGCCCCUGCUCUGGGAGACCGUGUGGCCUACGUGAUGAUCAAGGGUGCGGCUAAUUCCAAGGGCUACGAGCGGGCCGAAGAUCCUAUCUUCGUCUUGGAGAACAAUAUUCCCAUUGAUACCAAGUAUUACUUGGACAACCAGCUUGCCAAUCCCCUGGGCCGUAUCUUCGAGCCCAUCCUGGGUGAGAAGAAGGCCAACCAGCUGUUGACUGGCGAGCACACACGAUCCAUCUCUGUUGCUGCCCCCAGCUUGGGUGGACUCAUGAAGUUCACUAAGCGCACUCAGACCUGCAUGGGCUGCAAGAAGCCACUCUCGGGCAAAGAGGAAAUGGCCGGUGCGGUGUGCGAGAAUUGCCGCCCUCGCAUUGGCGAGCUGUACACCAAGUCCCUUACCAAGGUUUCGGACCUGGAAGUUCGCUUUGGACGUCUGUGGACGCAGUGCCAGCGAUGCCAGGGCAGUCUUCACUGCGAAGUCAUUUGCUCGUCACGCGAUUGUCCCAUCUUCUACAUGCGCAUGAAGGCGAAGAAAGACGUGGAGGAUUCUCAGAAAGAGCUGGCUCGAUUUGACUUCGAUGCUGGUGCCUGGUGA
This is a messenger RNA of Penicillium daleae, 762 nucleotides long. RefSeq names its product DNA polymerase delta catalytic subunit. Gene Ontology annotation, molecular function: DNA binding; DNA-directed DNA polymerase activity; 3'-5'-DNA exonuclease activity. Gene Ontology annotation, biological process: nucleotide-excision repair, DNA gap filling; DNA-templated DNA replication; base-excision repair, gap-filling. The transcript has a single exon. The record is from RefSeq and is a predicted model, not a curated record. Gene Ontology annotation, cellular component: delta DNA polymerase complex. NCBI's taxonomy places the organism in Eukaryota, Fungi, Ascomycota, Eurotiomycetes, Eurotiales, Aspergillaceae. Bases 1 to 762 code for a protein of 253 amino acids.